Messenger RNA from Alligator mississippiensis (American alligator), 3415 nucleotides. It is a transcript of the gene AARS2, whose product is annotated as alanyl-tRNA synthetase 2, mitochondrial. Bases 16 to 2982 code for a protein of 988 amino acids. The record is from RefSeq and is a predicted model, not a curated record. The transcript has 22 exons. Gene Ontology annotation, cellular component: cytoplasm; mitochondrion. Gene Ontology annotation, molecular function: amino acid binding; aminoacyl-tRNA deacylase activity; ATP binding. Gene Ontology annotation, biological process: alanyl-tRNA aminoacylation; tRNA modification. NCBI's taxonomy places the organism in Eukaryota, Metazoa, Chordata, Crocodylia, Alligatoridae.
GCAGCUGUCCGCAAGAUGGCGGGGCUGUUGCGGGGCUUGCGCGGGGCGGGUCGGGGCUGCGCUUGGCGCUGCGGGUAUCGCCGCCCGUGCUGCUCCGCCGCCGCCGGCCCGGGCCCCGCCGCGGGGCAGGUGCGUGAGGCCUUCCUGAGCUUCUUCCAGGGGCGGCAUCGGCACCGCCGCCUGCCCUCCGCCUCGGUGCGGCCCCGCGGGGACCCCGCGCUGCUGUUCGUCAACGCGGGCAUGAACCAGUUCAAGCCCAUCUUCCUGGGCACGGCAGAUCCCCGGAGUGAGCUGGCCCAGUACCAGCGUGUGGUGAACAGCCAGAAGUGUGUGCGUGCUGGUGGGAAGCAUAAUGACCUGGAGGAUGUGGGCAGAGACACUUACCAUCACACCUUCUUUGAGAUGUUGGGGAGCUGGUCUUUCGGGGAUUACUUCAAGGAGGAGGCUUGCAGCAUGGCCUGGGAACUUUUGACAAAGAUCUAUGAGAUCCCUAAGGACCGUCUCUAUGUCACCUAUUUUGGAGGGGACUCCUCACUGGGACUGAGUGCCGAUGAGGAGAGCAGAGACAUUUGGCUGAGCCUGGGGGUAUGUCCCAGCCACGUGCUUCCUUUCCCGCUGAAAGAGAACUUCUGGGAGAUGGGGGAUACAGGCCCCUGUGGUCCCUGCACGGAGAUCCACUAUGACCACAUAGGUGGUGGGAGGAAUGCAGCAGCAUUGGUGAACCAAGACAACCCUGAUGUGGUGGAGAUCUGGAACCUGGUUUUCAUGCAGUAUGACAGAGAGGCCAGUGGGAGUCUGCGUCCGUUGCCUCAGCAUCAUGUGGACACAGGGAUGGGCCUAGAGCGGCUGGUGACAAUCUUGCAGGGCAAGCACUCCAACUAUGACACGGAUCUCUUCACCCCCAUCCUGGACGCCAUCCACAAGGGCUGUGGAGGGCCUGGGUACCAGGGCCUGAUUGGGGAGGCUGAUGUCAGAUGUGUGAACAUGGCCUACCGUGUGGUUGCAGAUCAUGUGCGCACCCUCUCCGUGUGCAUUGCUGACGGCGUGUACCCAGGCAUGUCUGGAGCCGAGGUAGUAUUGCGCCGGAUCCUGCGAAGAGCUGUCCGAUUUUGCUCUGAAGUCCUACAUGCUCCACCUGGGCUCCUGGCCAGUUUGGUUCCUGCUGUGGUGGGAAUUCUGGGAGAUACAUAUCCAGAGCUGAGAAAGAAUGAGGAUCAGAUUGCAACCAUCAUCAAUGAGAAUGAGGUGGCCUUCCUUUCCUCCCUCCAGCAGGGCCGGCGUAUCAUAGAAAGGACCCUGCAGCAGAUGGGGCCCUCCAAGCUCUUUCCAGUGGAGGUGGCAUGGUCUAUCUAUGGAAACCUGGGGUUCCCCUUGGACCUGAUUGGUUUGAUGCUUGAAGAAAAGGGGAUCCAACUAGACUGGGAAAUUGUGAACAAGCUAGCCCAGGAAGAUGCUGAGAAGAAAGCUAGGAGCCAGCAGACAGAACAGCUGGAGGGGUCCGCUGCACAGCUGGAUGUGCAUUCACUGGCUCAGCUGCAGAGGGACGGUGUGCCUGUGACAAAUGAUGCACCAAAAUAUGCCUACACACUGGGGCCAGAUGGCAGAUAUGUGUUCAGCCCUUGUCAGGCCACCAUUCUGAUGCUCUACAAGGACCGAUCUCUCCAGAAAGAAGUUGGGGCAGGGCAGCGCUGUGGUGUCAUCCUGGAUAGGACCAGCUUCUAUGCGGAGCAGGGCGGGCAGGCACAUGAUCAGGGCUACCUGAUGCUCCUGGGACAGCAGGAUGUGCUGUUCCCGGUGGAGUCGGUGCAGCUCUCUGGUGGCUACGUUGUCCAUGAGGUAACAGUCCUGCAGACCCUGCAGGCUGGAGAUCAAGUGCAGCUCUUUGUGGAUGAGGACCAGCGGCUAGCCUGCAUGGUAAACCACACUGCCAGCCACCUGCUGAACUUUGCACUCCACUGCGUCCUGGGAGAUGGCACAGAGCAACGAGGGUCCCACGUUACUGCCAAGCAGCUGCGAUUUGACUUCAGUAUCAAGGCUCCCGUGACUACACAGCAGAUGCAGGAGAUAGAAGGCAUAAUUCAGGAAGUGAUUAAACGGGAUGAAGCUGUCUACGUGGCAGAAGCCCCUCUGAUGCUAGUGAGCAGCAUUCAGGGACUUCGGACCACAGAUGAGGUGUACCCAGAUCCAGCAAGGGUGGUGUCUGUUGGGGUGCCUGUAGACACUGUGCUGACCCAGAACUCUCAGGCUGCAAUGCAGACCUCUGUGGAGCUGUGCUGUGGGACGCACUUACUGCAAACAGGAGCUGUCCAGGAUUUGACCAUCAUCUCUGAGUAUCAGCUGGUUAAAGGGAUCAGUCGUGUCAUUGCUGUCACUGGGGAGCAGGCCAAGCAGGCCCGGGAAGUAGGCCAGCGCUUGGCUGCAGAAGUAGACUCUCUCUCUGUGAGAGUGAAGCAAGGAAACUCUUCUCUCCCUGAGAUACAGAACCUCUCCAAGGAGGUGGGCUGCCUUAUCAAAGAGGUGGACACCACUGCAAUGCCCCAGUGGCAGAGAAGAGAACUACAGAGCCUCCUCAAAGCCCUGCAGCGAGCUGCAAACACGGCCAUUAGGAAGCUGGAAAUCAGUCAGGCCUCAGAGACAGCACAGAUCCUGCUGGAGAAACAUCCUAACCAGCCCGUCAUAAUCGACACUGUCCCAGUGGCCUCCCUCUCGAUCCUGGUAAAGGUUGUAAACCAGCUGUGUGACAAAUCUGGGGUGUCAGUGCUGCUGCUCAGCCCACAGGCCUCCGGCCAGGUAUUCUGUGCCUGUCAGGUGUCCAAGAGUUCCCUACCCAUGCUUUCUGCUGCCGACUGGGCCAUAGCUGUCUGUACAUGGAUGGGAGGCAAAGCAGGGGGCUCUGGCAUUGUAGCCAAGGGCUCUGGAAAUACCAAGGACCUGCAGGGAGUCUUGACUGCUGCGCUGGAGUUUGUCCGGACUAAGCUCUGAUGCUUCGUUUGUGGGUCAGCUGGAUAAGCCACAGCUGCCAGCCCCAAGUCUUCGGGAUGCUGGAACAGGGCACACACUGCUCCAGCAAGCUCUGUGUAUUUUGAUGGCUUAACGGGUCCCACCGCUGAACACUGCUGCCACCAGGACUGUGGACCAAGGUUAUCUGGUUUCUUGCCCUGUGGGUCAGUGCAGUGCAUUCGCCUCCUGAACAGGAGAGAGAUGAGAGCUGCCCAUCCUGAUCUGCGUGACUGGAGGUGGUGACUGAUUCCCCCUCUUCGCCAGGAGUCAUAGCGGUGGCAUUACAGAAGGAGCCAGCCUUUCCUGGCCGUGCUGAGGGGUGUCUCUGCUCCUCAGCUGCAACUGACAGGGAUUCUGCUACUGGGGGAGCAGCACAAUGGUACCCAAGCCUAUUAAAGAGCAGAGAUGGGCUGAA